This is a messenger RNA of Chara braunii, 1125 nucleotides long. Lineage: Eukaryota; Viridiplantae; Streptophyta; Charophyceae; Charales; Characeae. The record is from the annotation of a GenBank genome assembly.
CCGCGAAGGAGCGGGAUGCCCGGCUGGACAGAGAGGAGGAGCGGUUGCAUACUUUGUCGGGAUGGGAGGGUCUGUUCACGUAUAUGGGGGAGCAGCGUCGACUGAGGGAGUUGGAGACAGGGGGGGUGGCGGCGGACCUGGCGGUGACUCCGGCGACGUGGGUGUUCGUGGGAAGGCUGUUGCGGGAGAGGUCCGAGAGGGUGUUGUGCAAGAGGAUAUCGACGUGGGUGGCGGGGGAGAGGGUGUCCCCGCGGAUGUUGAGGGAGAGGGUGUUGCCGUGGGUGGUGGGGGGGAGGGUGGACCCGGUGGAGAUGUCGGCAGCGACCAUGGCGACGAGGACGAGGAGGGGUCUGACGACCACGACGGCAGUGGCGACCACGGUGGCGACGACGAUGAGGAGAUGCUGGCUUUGGUCGUGAGGGACCCUUCACUACCUCUCUUACGCCCCGAGGACUUCGCGCAGGUUGUGCUCAACGCCGACGAUUUGGCACGACUCCGUUCACAUGACCCUUACCCCCAUACGGGCCACAGGAGCGGCGAGAGGCGCCCCCCAGGAGGGGCGUAUUCACCCCCGGCCUACGUCGUGCAGAACCCUCGAUGGUCGGGUUCGGCGCUCAGCGGCAUCGGAGGGAGGGAGUCCGGGGUGGUUGAGGGCGGGUCGGGCCACCGCAGUGACGGCGGUGGAUCUGCCGGAUCGAUGCUCCCACCACCCGCACGGACCGCGGAGGCGGGCGGCGACGCGACGACGACCUGUGCGCACAUUGGUGGUUCCCCGCCGCCUGUCCCAGGUGGUGUCGCCGGCGGAUGGGCAGCUCGUCGACAGGUCAUGAACCGGAUGAGGGUGGAUUACGACACCGGGAGGGGCGCCUUCGCAGGACGUUUGUCACCACGGACUCAGGUAGCGGGCAGCAGGGAGGGUGGCUCCAGACGUCCGAGUCCUCACAUGGCAGGCCGCAUGCUCGGUUUGUCACGAUCGGCGAUGAGGAGAUCCUUGAUCCUCCCGGCCGCAGGGACAUCUACGGACAUGCAGCAGGGAUAACACUACACAUCGGGCGAGGAGGGGUUGUUGAUGCGUCAUGGGAUGAGACGACACAGCGCCAUCACGGAGGUUGAUGCUCGACUCGC